AUGCGGUGGACAAUUGCAGUUGUCGUGUUGGUUAAUAUAUCGCUGUCCCGCGAGGAAUGUUUUCCCCCUCGGUCCAUUUACUGUUACGAGUGCGACAGCGCCAAAGAUCCUCGCUGCAAAGAUCCGUUCAACUACACAGCCAUGCCUCAAGAUCAACCGCCACUGGUCAGCUGCAACGGCUGUUGCGUUAAAAUGGUCCGGUACGUGCGAACGUCAUACGAGAGCAUCAAGAGAACGUGCACGUCACAACUGCAAAUCAACCUGUUCAUGGUUGACCACGUGUGCAUGAUGGAAGGAACGGGAACGGGACACAUGUGUUUCUGUGAAGAGGACAACUGCAACGCGGCCACCGGACCGGCACGGUCAUCGGCGUUAGUGUCUGGUGCCGUAGCCCUUGCAAUGUACGCUCUUAAACUGCUGUUGUACCGGUAG
Messenger RNA from Macrosiphum euphorbiae (potato aphid), 432 nucleotides. Lineage: Eukaryota; Metazoa; Arthropoda; Insecta; Hemiptera; Aphididae. The record is from the annotation of a GenBank genome assembly.